This is a messenger RNA of Trachymyrmex septentrionalis, 2113 nucleotides long. RefSeq names its product solute carrier family 35 member E1 homolog. The transcript has 3 exons. The coding region runs from base 1 to 1047 and encodes 348 amino acids. Gene Ontology annotation, molecular function: antiporter activity. NCBI's taxonomy places the organism in Eukaryota, Metazoa, Arthropoda, Insecta, Hymenoptera, Formicidae. Gene Ontology annotation, cellular component: Golgi apparatus. The record is from RefSeq and is a predicted model, not a curated record.
AUGGACGAUAGACGAGAUAAUCGCGUGGUUAUAACGAUAUUGUUUUUAUGUUUACUGUGGUAUGCGGUAUCCAGCAGCAGCAAUGUCGUCGACAAAAUGCUGCUAUCAAAAUUUCCAUAUCCAUUGACGGUAACCAUGGUUCAAUUAACCUCGAUCACCGUGUAUUCCGGUCUGUUUUUCAAUUUGUGGGGUGUAAGGAAAUAUUCAUCUAACAUAACAUGGAGCUACUAUUUGCGGCUUAUCAUACCUCUGGCUCUGGGCAAGUUUCUCGCAACAGUUUUCAGCCACGUCAGCAUUUGGAAAGUACCCGUCUCUUAUGCUCAUACUGUGAAGGCUACAAUGCCUCUUUUUACGGUGGCUCUGUCAAGAAUAAUACUUCGGGAGCAGCAAACAUGGAAGGUAUACUUGAGCCUUGUACCGAUAGUUGGCGGCGUAGCUGUAGCGACACUAACAGAACUUAGUUUCAACAUGAUUGGCUUGAUAAGCGCCUUAGCGUCCACUAUGGCGUUUUCCUUGCAAAAUAUUUAUUCAAAAAAGGUGUUACAUGACACUGGCGUACAUCACUUGCGGCUGCUGCACAUACUUGGUCGUCUAGCUCUAUUUAUGUUUUCACCAAUUUGGAUUGUGUAUGAUUUAUAUAAUUUGAUGUACGAACCGAUGUUAAAACCGUCCGUAGAUUUAAGCUAUUAUGUAUUAGGACUAUUAUUUCUAGAUGGUAUACUUAAUUGGUUUCAAAAUAUUAUUGCAUUUUCCGUGCUAUCUAUUGUGACGCCUCUGACAUAUGCGGUAGCGAGUGCUAGCAAACGUAUAUUUGUAAUAGGAGUGACAUUAUUCGUACUUGGCAACCCAGUUACAUGGGUUAACAUAUUUGGUAUGACUAUGGCCAUAUUAGGAGUAUUAUGUUACAAUAAGGCUAAGUAUGAUCAAAGAAUAGAGAAACAAAAGAAGACAAUUCUUCCGAAUUAUUAUGAAACAAUUCAAAAUGGUAAUAGCAGUUCCUUCUUGGUUAAUGGAUUUGCCAGCAAAUAUCAAUCAUUUGCAGUCUAGUCUCAAUUGAUAAUUUUAUUUUAAUAAGUUCAUAUAAGUAUAUCAGAAAAAAGUCUAAUCCUUUUUUCUGUAAGUGUAAAUUAAUUUUUAUAAAUUAUUACGCAUUAUUAUAAAUUAUUACAAUUAUAGUAGAAGAAAUUUUUAUUCUCUUCCAUGAUUACAAUGUUCAAAUAUAAUCGAUCAAAUUCAAAAAAGAAACUCAUAAUAAAUUACUUCUAAUAUACACACACGCGCGCACGCACGCGCGCACACACACACACACACACACACACACACAAAAUGUUUUAAAAGACGCACUAAAUUAUCUCUUGAAUAUGUAUUUUAGGGAAAAAUGUUUCAGGCAAAAGUUGUACAGUUUGAAGAGGGACACAAGAUGAUGCUAUUGACCUCGGAAAGUUGUUUGAAGGUCAUCAAUUUCUUAAAUGGAAUUCCAAUAUAUUUCAUUGAAUAUUCUAGUAGCUUGUCUCUAGAACACCGUUUCCAAAACACAACAAUGAAAUAUUUUUCAUUAAGUACUUUUUAAGUUUAAGGUUUCAAAGGUACAAUACCGCCGGCAUUAACAUUAUCCAAGGUAUCCAACCGUCGGUUAAAACUUCUUGAAUGUUUUCAUUCAGGAUCAUAACUUGGAUAACAUUUGUCAAGAUCAAAGCCACUACAAGUUGUACUUUUUAUUUCAAUUUUUACGUGGAAAUGUAAUUUUUAAUGCAAAAAUGAAAAUAUGAGGAACAAUCUCCAAUGAUCUUGAUCUUGAUAAAUGUCCACAUCAUGAUUCUAAACAACAUUUAAGAGGUUUUAGCUGUCGGUUGGGCACCUUGGGUAAUGCCACGAGAUAGUGAAGACCGUCAAUCCUGGACAAAUUUUCGGCGGUAUAAAAAGGGCCUUAAGGGCUCGGAGAUAAUUGAAGAACACUGAUAUUAUCGACAAUUGAUAUAAUUUGCUAUUAUUAAUGGCGAUUUCGACUGGAAUGCAUUAGUGUGCACUGGUGCAUAUAAAGAUCGUUGUAUAAUGAAUAGCGAUUUCGGCUGGGAUGCACUAGUACACAUGAAACUGUUAUACACAAUUGCCG